Molecule: messenger RNA, 174 nt
Organism: Plasmopara halstedii
Lineage: Eukaryota; Oomycota; Peronosporomycetes; Peronosporales; Peronosporaceae
Exons: 3
Coding region: 1-174 (57 amino acids)
Source: RefSeq, a predicted model, not a curated record
AUGUUUCCUCAGUCUACAUCCGAAGAAGCGUGGUCACAUUUUACUUAUGAACUGCAGGCACUGCUGAAGCGCGCGCAGAUGAAUAAUACUGCCAAGAUUGAGCUCUCAAUCUGCAAGAAAGUCCAGCUGUGUAAUAGCAGCGAGUCGAGUCGUACUGACUCGAAAGCAUUAUAG